Molecule: messenger RNA, 6813 nt
Organism: Rotaria sp. Silwood1
Lineage: Eukaryota; Metazoa; Rotifera; Eurotatoria; Philodinida; Philodinidae
Source: the annotation of a GenBank genome assembly
AUGGCAACCGUUGCAUCGAUAUUAACAGCAAUAGAUAAUAUUAUUCGACGAGUGAAUGAAGUGAAAGUGUGUCAAGAUCAUUUGAAACUGAUAACCAUUAGUUUAACUCGUCUUCGACGUGGGCUCAAUGAUCUCGUAACACCAUUAGAUGAAAGUCAUUCACAAGAAGAUCUUGCACAAAUACUAAAAGCUAUCGACGAAGUUGUUACUGGUUGUAGCGAAAAUGAAAAUUAUCUUAAUGGAAUGACUUAUCGAGAUCUCGAAUCUGUACUGCUUCGCCUUCAUUUUCGACUAGCUCAACAUGAAGCUAAUAUAACAGAUGAUUAUGAAAUCAGAGUCCAAAUACUUAGCAAUGCUUGUCAAGAACAGCAACUGCUUCUUCAAGGAUCUUAUGAUGAGACGAUGAGGCAAAGAUUAGAAGCUAUUGAACAAUCUACCAAAAAAAACAUUAUAGAACAACUUCAUGUCUUACGUGAAAAAUAUCUCAAAACGAUUGAAUCCUAUCUUCACACUUGUAUUGAAUUACAUAAAAGUGAAAAUCCUGCUGGUCUCACUGGCGAUAUUAUUGCCAAAGUGAUUCAUAAUUCCUAUCAAAUCUCUUACAAAGAACGAAUGACAUUAGAACAUAAAUGGCGAUCAUGUAAACUUCCUCUCACACGUACAUUCAUUCAACUCAAACCUGAUAAAUCUACAUCAUUCGAAAGAAAUGAAUCACGACAAUUGCUUAUGGAACAUGAAGGAAAUAUGUUAAACAGUACUCACAGUAAAAAAGAAUCAUCUAAAAGAAUAUGGGAACAACUAAUGUCAACUCCUUACAUGAUGUCGAUGGUGGCAAAAAAUCGCUCUCCGAAAGAAGACAAUGCCACUGUGGAAAAUAUUAUUAGAUCAAAACGUUGGAUUGUUAUUUUGGGUGAUCCAGGAAGUGGAAAAACAAGUUUUGCUCGAUGGCUUGUUCAUCAUCUGGCUCAAACAUUGCUUCUCAACGGACCAGAUUCCACUGAGUAUGGUCCUCUUCGUAUACCAAUUAUGAUUCGUAUUGGUGAGUUUGCUGAAAUAUUGAAAGAACAACCAUCAAUCACUCUAUUUGAUUAUAUCGGAAAACACAAAUGGAUGGGCAAAUCAAUUGUUGAUGAUUCAUUGAUCUCCUCUGAUAAUAUAUCAUGUGCUCUUCAAGAUUAUAUUAAACAAGGUCAAGCUCUAAUCAUACUUGAUGGUCUUGAUGAGAUUCCUGUUUCAGACCAACGUUCAAAAAUCAUUAAUAUUGUGGAAAAUUUUGUUGAUACUUAUGUUCAGAUACCCACAGGUGUUUCUGUCUUUGACAAUGUAUAUGUGAGUAAGUUAUUUGAUGAUCCAUCUCAAUUAGGAGGUAAUCAAUUGAUUGUUACAAGUCGUAUAGUCAGUUAUCAUGCUGCUCCAUUAGCGGGACAAUUUGCUCAUUACAUAAUUCAACCUAUGAAUGUGGAAAAUAUUAAAGAUUUUAUUGAUUAUUGGUUUAUUCGUUUAUAUCAACGUGUAAUUGAGAUUUUAGGUCUUCCAUUAGUUAAUCAAGGAGAGAAUCAUAGUGAAGCACUGAAGAAAGAAUUAGAAAAAACUAAAAAUGUUGGUCUUCUUGAUAUGGCUUCGAAUCCUGGCUUACUAUCAUCUAUUUGCACUAUAUAUUUUAGUCAAUUAAAUGGUUCAUCUCUACCUACUCAACGCAUACUUCUAUAUGAAUUAAUUGUCAAAUCAGUGUUACGUUUAUGGCAUAGUAAAAUACCGACUAUUGAUACAUCACAAAUAAAUCGAAUUCUUACUGAUAUUGCUUUUCAUAUCCAUCAAAAUUCAGCAUCGAAUUUCAUUGCCAAUGAAGAAAUAAAAGAAGUCUGUGUUCAAACGAUCCAAGCUUCCAUAAAUAAAACAUUACUAACAACAGAAGACAUGUAUGAUAUCGAAAGGCAAGCAUCUGAAAUGGCACAAGUCAUUCGUGAUGAUGUUGGUAUAUUAACGUCACAAGGUGAAUCAUUCUAUGGUUUUCUUCAUUCAUCAUUUCAAGAAUACUUCACUUGUUUGAAACUCAUCGAGGUAGAUACUCCAAGACAAAGAAGAUUCACUACUGAUGAAUUGGAUCGAGAAAGCAAAAUUCAACUUAUCGCUCAAUCAUUGUGUCGUCACACAAAUGAUCUACGAUUUCGAGAACCGAUUGUACUUGCUUUCAGCAAAAUUAGUUCUUCUUGGUCUCAAAAUGAUUUUAACGAUCUCUGCUAUGAAUAUAUGCAAACACAAGACAAAGAUAAUUCUCUGUUACCACUUGGAACUUAUAUAUUCAUUAAUUGUGUCCAUGAUUUUAUUAAUUAUCCUUCAAAUGAAAUUUUGUUCAAUGCUUUAGAUCGUUUAAUAAUCGCAGCUGGUCAACAUAAAUGGUCGAUUGUCUGCCCGUUUCUAUUCGAUCAAAUUACAAACACAUUGAGAAAAUUUCCACAUGAGAUUGUUUCACAAUGGAUUAACAAAUUAUUAUCUCAAUCUUCUCAAUAUGAUAUUCAAACUAUAACAGCUCUUUGUCAUCUUCUCGAAGGAAAACCUCAUGAAUUUGAAAAUAUUCAAUGGCUCGAUCAAUCAUCUUGCUCAAUGUUUCAAUCUUUGUCAAUACUUGAUAAUGAAAAUAAUGGAUAUGCUAUCGAUCGACUAUUAAUUAAAAUUACUUUCUCAAAUCAUCAAUUACUACCUUCCAAUCCAACUACUUUCAAAGGGUUCUUACUUGAUAAAAACAUUGAUAUGACUUCAAUUCCUAUGGUCCUCUUUCCUUUAAUCAUUACUUUAUAUGGUGGUUUAAAACGAGAUGGUCAAACUGUUGUCUUCGACCCAUUACAUAUUCAUCGAGAAUCAACUGCUGUAACACCAAUUUUAAUACGUUUUCUUUCUAGAAAAGAUCAUGAUAAACAAGAUCAAGGUUUAAAAAAAUUAAAACAAGAAUGUAUAAAAUCUUUCGUGAUGCGAAUGGAAAAUCAUGAUGAAUCUUCGGAAGCAGUUGAUUUGUGCCUUGCAACUAUCUGCUUCUACAACAUUGAAUAUGUACAAGAAAAUUUGAAAACUAUCUCUAGUUCUCUAUUACAUAUGAGUAUGAAUAGAUUAAAAUAUAUUUCAAUGAUUUUACGUCAAUUUUAUUUUGCUGCUGAUGAAAAUGAUCAAUUUAUCGAAAAUGAAACAACAAAAUUUAUUUCAACUACUAUCGAAAAAUUUCAGUAUGUUGAAUCAGCAAGAAUACAUUUUUUGAAUUGGUUAGAUUCUCUAAGAAGUAGUGUAGCUCGCUUACGAUCUUCUUCAACAUCAAUUUUGUUGGAAGGAGAAUCAAGCCCUGAUAGGCGAGUAACAUUAACCUUGCCUAAUUCUCUUCGAAACGAGGAUAAAUUUCUCAAUGGUCUUUUAUCAACAGAUGUACAAUUUUAUACUGAUCAAAAAUCUUGCUCGAUAUUGCAUCAUUUCACCAAACUUUUCUGGCUAUUAGAACAUAAUGAUGAGUUCAAUACACAAUACAGAAUGGCAGUUGCUAUGAAUAAAAUACCAGAAUAUUUGUAUUUUCGCAGCGAUGAAGAUCUUUUGUUUCCGUUAACAUUUGUUCCUUUACAUCUACGAAAUCUUUAUGUUCGAUUAUUGAAAGGAAAUUUUGUUAUGAUCAAUCCAAAAGAUUCCAUGGUCAAUAAUAGACAACAUCUUUAUUUUGGUCAUAUUUUAAUUGAAUGUUUGAUGUUUUUAUCAAAUGCAUCGUGUAAGAGACUGUCUAUUAGUGGUGCUUUAAUUACUCUGCUACCUUGGCUUCGAAUGCAACAAUUAGAAAAUUUUGGUAGUAGUCUUCUGUGGACGUUAUCUAUAAAAGAUUCUGAAGCUUUGGGCACGUUUGAAAUAAAAAAACAAUGUUCAAUGAAUUAUGAAACUGGUCAAUAUACAGAUACAGAUACAGAUGAAAAUCCUUUUGUUGGAACUGAUCUAAUAGAUGAACAACGGCAAACAGUAAUCCAAGAUAAUAUUGAACAAGAAUAUGAAAGGCUUCAAAAUGCUUCAAUUGAAAAUGAUCAAGCCAACAUAAAACUUUAUUCUGCAUCAAUCUCUUUGGCACAUGUUUGUCAUUGGACUGAAGAUGAAAGAAAAUUAUCUUUAUUAGAACAAAGUAUACAUGGAGCUAUGUCAAUUCAGAACAAACUUGCUCGCCUGGAUGCAUUAUGUAUAAUUGCUUUGUAUUCUUAUUCCGAUUAUGAUCGAAUUAAAGUAGAUAGAGAUAGAUCUCUAGAAAAAGAAAUUGAGCAACAGUUCAAUGAAAUUUAUCCAAAUCUACCUCUUCUAUUACAAACAGCUAUUUUUAUUCGAUGUUUACCUUUACUUCACCAGUCACAAGCAAUUGAUAAUUGUUUACAAAAUCUCUUUGAUAAAUUUGCUACUACAGAUCUACGAGAUCAACAAGCAGUCAUUGAAGCACUGUUACCAUACAUGCAAUUAAAUUAUACUUUUUCAUCUAUUACAAAUUGUUUUUCAUUUAAUUUACAAGAUCAAAACAAAACAAUAUAUAAUAAAUCUUCUUUACUAAAGAAAUAUUUUAAUAUUGAUCCACAUGAAAAUUUAUCGUUGUCAUUAUUUAUUUCUAAUUUGUAUCUUAUGGAAUUAGUUCAUGAUUUUUAUGAAACUAUUAAAAUUGACAAUCGUCAAUUUAUUAUUGAAGAAUCGAUUACAACCAAGUUAUUUCAAUUCGAAAAUUGUAUCUUGACAGAAGCACAAGCAUUAACAAUAACUAAGAUACUUUCAUGUGCUUCGUCAACAGAUCGAUCUAAAUCGUUAGACAAACUUUGGAUUAUUUUAAACAAUGCUCUUCAUCAUAUGAAUUGGGUAGAAUUUAAAGCAUGUCGUCUGUUAGAAUCUUGGCUGAAAUGGAAAGAUUCAAAUGAAUUAUCUUCAUUUGCUUAUCAUGCUGCACUUCUUCUAAUUAAUUCUGAUCUAUGGUCUGUCGAAGCUACAACAAUUGUAUGUAAUCUUUUAUGCAGUGACAAUGAUCGUUUUCGUCAGAGAGCUGAAAUUAUGUUUCACUCAGUAAGUGACAACAAUGUUCGGGCAAGUUCGAAAUUGGGUAUUGAUGUUUUAUUAACUUUGAUAAAGAAAAAAGUUCACUAUCAAUUAACUUCAGCAUCUGCCAAACUUACAUUAAAUCGAAUGCUCGGAAAUAUAACUCUAGAUAUUCAAUCUCAUCUAGAAACAUUACUUUGGCUAGAAAGAUAUAGAAUUCAUGCAUUGAAUAAUAAGGAAUAUUCUUUUAACGAAUCAAAAUCGAGAAGAAAUACUUAUAUAACUUCGUUUCUUUCAAAUGACAUAGCGAUAGAUGCAUGCUCCUUUAUUAAUGUGUCUCGAUUGUCUGAUGACCUGAUAAUAUAUUUGUGUGAUAUGAUUGCAUCAAAUUUAUUUUCAUUUUGGGAAAUCGAUGGAGAUACAACAUCAAAUCAAGUUUGUGAAAGUCAUGUUCGAUUUGUUGUUUCUGUAAUUUUAACUUUACACAAUUUAUUGAACAAUACUGAUGAAACACGCCAAGUAGCAGUUGCUGCUCUUAUGAAUUUAUUCGAAAUAUCCGAAAACAAUGAAAUUCGUCAAGCAGUAGCAUAUGCUCUUGGAUAUGUAUGUAAUGAACAAACAUAUAAAAGCUUGUUUGAAAAAAUUAUAUUAGUGAUGAAUAGCUUAUGUCAAGAGACUUCUACCUAUUCUAAUACUAUUUUGAGUGCAUUGAUUUCAAGUUAUUCCUAUUGUGUAUAUAUAAAUAAAAUCACAUUUGAUCAAGAUGAUUUGGAUUUAUUUUGUACUUUGCUACAACAUCAUUCGUCGGAUAUUUCAAAAGCCGCUUGUACUGGAUUUGGUCGUGUUUUGAAAGAUACAUCAUUUCUACUUGAAAUGCUUAGCUUUGAUUAUAUUCAAUGUUAUCAUGCAUUGAUUGGAUCGACUGCAUGUCUAUAUCUUUACGAUGUUCAACAAAACAGUGAAAAUACUGUCGCAAAUUUUAUUGAAGAACAUCCUAUUCUUUUGUCAAUAUUUAUCGUCGACUUAUACAAUAGCAUUCGUCACUUUACUACUAAAGUAUUACCGAUGGAAAACAUAGAUUUUGAUUUAGCUUAUGGAUAUCCUCAAUAUGUGAAAAUCGCUCAUUUAAUUGCUUUGCGAAUGCCGAUAGUAUUUUGUGCUUUUGUCAACGAUUGGCCCGAUGGAAAUAAUUUGAAACGCGCAUUGUUUUAUACCAGUAAACAACAUAAUUUUCCACAACGUGCUGCUUGCUUAAUAAUUCUAUCAUUAUUUGGCGACUUAACAGUCAACUUAUGUGAGAUGUUCAUCGAAGCUGUACGUGAUGAUCCAUAUAUUCAAAAUACUUGUUAUAAAUGUAUUGUACAUAUUCAUUCUAUUAAAGAUGAAAGUACUGUUCUAAAUCUUUUAUUUUCUAAUUUAAAAUCCAAAUCAAUGACUAUUCGAUAUGUUACAGCUAAAAUACUUCUUCAUCUUUCUCAAUCAUUUCUUAUACCAUCUAAACAAGUUCAAACAGCAUUGAAUAAUCUUAUAUUAGAUCCGAGUUCAAAUGAAGAUCUAUGGCUAAUUGAAGAGCAAGAUAAUUUUUUGGCUAAAUGUGAAUAUUAUUAUGCUGGUCCAUUGAAAGAUGUUAUUUAUUCACUUCUGAUUCAAAAUGCAACUGGAGAUAAAAAUGAUAAUCUUCGAAGAAAUGAAUACAACGAUAUUGAUUUGAAUUUCAUUGAAUCUAGAAAGGUGUCCCGCUUCGCUUCAUGUCUUUAUGAAGCAAACACUGAAGAAAACAGCGAAUAA